AGUCCUCUUCAUCCUUGAACUUGCGCUCUCAUGGGCAUCUUCCAUGGUAUAUAAAAGAGUGGUAGUGGCUGUAGCGAUCAGAAUUCGUUCAAACACCAACUAAGAAACCAACACCAUGAAAGCCUUUAUCGUUCUUGUUGCCGUGGCCGUCUGUGCCCAGGCCCUCACUGACGAGCAAAAAGAAAAAAUCAAGAACUACCACAAAGAAUGCUCCGCUGUCAGCGGCGUGAGCCAAGACGUCAUCACCAAGGCCCGCAAAGGCGAAUUCAUCGAAGACCCCAAAUUCAAGGAGCAUCUUUUCUGCUUCUCUAAGAAAGCUGGUUUCCAGAACGAAGCCGGUGACUUCCAAGAAGAAGUCAUCAGGAAGAAGUUGAACGCCGAAUUGAACGACUUAGACGCCACCAACAAACUCAUCGCCAAGUGCGCCGUCAAGAAGGACUCCCCACAACAAACCGCCUUCGAGACCAUCAAGUGUUAUUACGAAAACACUCCCACUCAUGUUAGUCUUGCCUAAAUGUGAACGCUUAGAUUUUUAAUGAAUAAAACUUUAGUUUGAUUAA
Molecule: messenger RNA, 560 nt
Organism: Tribolium castaneum (red flour beetle)
Lineage: Eukaryota; Metazoa; Arthropoda; Insecta; Coleoptera; Tenebrionidae
Product: odorant binding protein (subfamily minus-C) C04
Exons: 2
Coding region: 116-514 (132 amino acids)
Biological process (GO): sensory perception of smell
Molecular function (GO): odorant binding
Source: RefSeq, a predicted model, not a curated record